AUGUCAGCAGUUUGUCACCUACAUGAAAGAGGGAUUCUACAUAAUGACAUUAAAAGCAAUAAUUUUGUCAUUGAAGAAAGAGAAAUGAAAACACGACCUGUUCUCAUUGACUUUGGAAAAGCUACAACAGCAUCCAAGUCUAAAGGAUGUGAAACUAAGAGAGACAUGACUUUGGCUGAAAGGCACCAAUACAGACAAAAAUAUCCACAUAUAGCUCCAGAAAUUUCACUUGGUAAAGCCCAGACUGAAUUGACUGACACCUAUUCUUUUGGAUAUGUAUUCUGUACUACAAUGAAGAGUUUGGAUAACAUGAGAAAACUGGCAGUUGAGAAUGAACGGCUUCACCUUUUAAAGAUCGGACAGUUAAUCACACAUAACAAUCCAAAGAAAAGGGGGAAUCUUCAAGAUGCAUUAACAGUUGUGAAUGCUAUAACAAGGAUUACAUAG
Molecule: messenger RNA, 447 nt
Organism: Actinia tenebrosa (Australian red waratah sea anemone)
Lineage: Eukaryota; Metazoa; Cnidaria; Anthozoa; Actiniaria; Actiniidae
Biological process (GO): protein phosphorylation
Molecular function (GO): ATP binding; protein kinase activity
Source: RefSeq, a predicted model, not a curated record